Molecule: messenger RNA, 2115 nt
Organism: Ectocarpus siliculosus
Lineage: Eukaryota; Phaeophyceae; Ectocarpales; Ectocarpaceae
Source: the annotation of a GenBank genome assembly
AUGGAGAACGCGAGCUAUGCCAAGGUCCGGCUGGAGUCAGCUCCCUACAGCACCAGAUUCGGCAUUGGAAUUUUGAGUGCGGUCUAUGUGAUCGGCCUCUUGGCCUGUCUAAUCGUGGGCACCAUCAAAGGCCCAAACGUAUUUGAAAAGUCACCUCCUGCCGCCGUCGAGACAAACUCUCUCAAUGUGACCUGGUACGGGAAGAUUGACGGGAUGGAGCGAUGGCAUCAGGUUCUUUACUUGCACAUGCGUCUGAACAAGCCCGACAUGAUUUCGGGAGCGGUGUCAUACGAACAGCGGUACUCAGUAUCGUCGUGGGCAUCAGAGGAACCUGUAGAUGAUAUCGCGUGUCCGGACGGGUGCACAUCCGAGUGUAACGUGGGUGGCCAGUGUGUGGAGCUAGCCCAGGGGAUCGUCACAGAUCGCGUGAUUCAGUGUCCUUCCAACGAGCAGUGGUGCGGAUGGACCACGCUCCUCACGGAAGAGUUCGUCGAGUUUGGGACGUACUACAUGCAGGUGGAUAUGCAGGAGCCCCAACUUUUCUCGAAUGCACCAGAAUUCACCCUGGACUUUGAGAUCGUGUACAUCACGAAGGAGUUCACGACGUAUCAGAUGUAUUGGCACUACGGCUGGAUUGUGAUCACGCUGGUGUUCAUGUUUGUACCCAAGAUUGGCUUCUUCUACGAGAUGAUGCAGCUGCACCAGAACUUCUGGUCUAGACAACAGGCGCGCGUGGGGGUGCUGCUGCUAUCGCUCCUGUUCUUUAACAACGUCUUCUUUGGAUUCCAAAUAUUUUCUCCUUUCCCUCGCUUCUUCUUCAGUUUGUACAUUGUUUUUGUGGCGACAUUCCUGGCCCUCAUGCUGUUCUUCUGGCUCGAGCUGUUCGGAGACCUUGCUGCAGGGAACAUGCAGGGGACCGACACGGCUCUGGAAUGGGAACGCAACCGUAAGAAGACUGUACUGGAGUACCUGCCGAAGUUGGUUCUGGUUGGUCUCAUCUGGAUCGUUACGGUGCUGACUUACAUCUACGUGCGAGUGCAGCAAACGGGGGACCCGUCCUACAGCACCUUCGACGACCUUUCCACCUACACGGGUGUCAAGGUGGUUGGACUACUGCUUGCCACACUGUACUUCUUGUGGCUGGGAAGCCUCGUCUUCAGGAGCUUCACCCACAUCGAGUCAAUGAACUCAGAAUACAUUUUCAUCAUGGUCAUCACCCUGGUUACCAUCGUCGGCACCAUGUCAGCUGUAUACACUGGAGCCCUCGCACCGGACCAGCACGGAUCUAAGGUGUUCGCUUACUUUUACGGGAUGUUCAACAUUUACGUCCUCCUUCUGGCGUUUUGCUACACUCCGGCGGGAUCCAUCUACGGGGACAUCAACACCAAUGACAACCUGGAGAUGGUGGCAGAAACGGGGACUGUUCCUUCAGCUGGGGAUGACACCGCUUUUACCAUCGUCGAAAGCAACAACCAGCACACGAUGCUUUGAGAACGUUCGAGUUUUAAUUCGGAGCGGGGGAAGUUUUAGUUCUUCCUUUCCUGUAUGUAUAGUUUUCAAUUUGAGUACACAGGCUACCCUCGGUUGAAGAGACCCACGUGGCGGUAGUCUCUACACCUACUACAGGAGGGCUGGCAGUUCACUUUCUUGAGAUUUGGCAAGGAAGGUCCCAGACGAGAGUGCAACCGGAGGGGAGAGGGAAGGGAGGACCGAAGGCGUCCCAUUCACACCGCCGCAGGUGUCGCUGAAAGAAAAAAGGGUCGUAUCCAUAGUCGAAUUUCCUGCUGUUCAACCAUCAACAAGGUAUUCCGCCCAGAUCGUAUCUUGCGACUUUUGUAUGCGCGACAAUGGUCACAUCACGUGACACCUUCACAAAAUGACGGAUUGUGUUCCAUUCCAAUCUUGUGUGAGCAGAGAGCACAAGUAGCGAGAUGAAUUUUUGCGUACGCACAAAUCUCUGGGACAACGUUUUGCAACCUUUUAUGCCAUGGGCCGCAAUGGUUUUUUGCCAUUAACCCUUCGGGUCUAGCUCUUCUUUUUUUCGGCAAAAAAAAAAAGGAGGAAAGAGUGCGGGGAGAGAGACAGAAGUACAGCAGAAAGAGACGAGUGCACUUC